Molecule: messenger RNA, 1446 nt
Organism: Dreissena polymorpha
Lineage: Eukaryota; Metazoa; Mollusca; Bivalvia; Myida; Dreissenidae
Exons: 3
Coding region: 358-1446 (362 amino acids)
Source: RefSeq, a predicted model, not a curated record
ACUGACUUGUAUGGAUUACUGAAUGGUACAUCUAUCGGGGAACUGUGGCCAUUAACGGCUGGUGACGACUCUUUAGCAUCAGGGAUUCUUCACACGCUCAACAAGCUAACAAAGCUUCAUUUGUGUGGUACCUAUACGGGUCGAUGUGAUCUCAGACUGCCUGCUUCAUUGCAGUGUAUUAGUCUGCAUGAAGUCAAAUGUACAUCUGAGUGGUUGUGCAACUUGUUGAUCACGCUGUCUUCAUUUGAUCAUCCUGUAGAGUGUGAGCUGUUGGAUGUUGUAUUGCAGUCGUGUGAAGAAGCCUGUGGAGAUUAUUCGCAUAUAUCAAGCCUUCAAUCGGAAAUAUUGUUACGUAACAUGUCCACUAUAAGUAUAAUUGUAAACACUGGUAGUAUGGAACUAUUUAAAAUAUUACGUUGUACAAGUAUAGGGAUCCUAGACCUAGGAACGGCUGAUUGUGUCUUAUUAGCAUCAGAGAUGCUUCACACGCUCAACAAGCUCACAAAGCUUACUUUGCGUGGUACCUAUACGAGUCGAUGUGAUCUCAGACUGCCUGCUUCGUUGCAGUCUAUUAGUCUCCAUGAAGUCAAAUGUACAUCUGAGUGGCUGUGCAGCUUGUUGAUCACGCUGUCUUCAUUUGAUCAUCCUGUAAAGUGUGAGCUGUUGGAUGUUGUAUUGCAGCCAUGUGAAGAAGCCUGUGGAGAUUAUUCGCAUACAUCAGGCCUGCGAUCGGAAAUAUUGUUACGUAACAUGUCCACUAUAAGUCUUUUUGUAAACACUGGUAGUAUGGAACUGUUUAAAAUAUUACGUUGUAUAAGUAUAGGAAUCCUAGACCUAGGAACGGCUGAUUGUGUCUUAUUAGCAUCAGAGAUGCUUCACACGCUCAACAAGCUCACAAAGCUUACUUUGCGUGGUACCUAUACGGGUCGAUGUGAUCUCAGACUGCCUGCUUCAUUGCAGUCUAUUAGUCUGCAUAAAGUCAAAUGUACAUCUGAGUGGCUGUGCAGCUUGUUGUUCACGCUGUCUUCAUUCAAUCACCCUGUCGAGUUUUGGCUGUUUGAUGUUGUAUUGCAGCCAUGUGAAGAAGCCUGUGGAGAUUAUUCGCAUACAUCAGGCCUGCGAUCGGAAAUAUUGUUACGUAACAUGUCCACUAUAAGUCUUUUUGUAAAAACUGGUAGUAUGGAACUGUUUAAAAUAUUACGUUGUAUAAGUAUAGGGAUCCUAAACCUAGGAACGGCUGAUUGUGUCUUAUUAGCAUCAGAGAUGCUUCACACUUUCAACAAGCUCACACAGCUUUCUUUGCGUGGUACCUUUACGGCUCGAUGUGAUCUCAGACUGCCUGCUUCGUUGCCGUGUAUUAGUCUGCAGGAAGUCAAAUCUUUCUUUGCGUGGUACCUAUACGGGUCGAUGCGAUCUCAGACUGCCUGCUUCGUUGCCGUGUAUUAG